AUGGGGGCCCCCACGAUAGAGAAGAAUUCCUUCUAUGGGGGGAGGGGGGCCCCUCAGCAGCAGCUGCUGCAGCAGCUGCAGCAGCAGCAGCAGCAGCAGCAGCGGCAGCAGCAGGUGAGAGGCCUGCUCUUCGCGUUGCUGCCUUAUGUGGGGUCCUUUGUAUGUGCAUUCGCAGCUUUUGCUGCUGCUGCUGUGUAUCUUCAGCUGCUGCAUCUGCUGCAGCAGCUGCAGCAACUGCAGCAGCAACAGCAGCAGCAACAACAGCUGCAGCAGCAGCAAAGCUGUCUGCUGCAGCAGGUUGUAGCAGCAGAAAUAGUUGCUGCUGCAGCUAUUGCAGGCGCAGGGGGGAUCCGCUGGCUGCUGCGGGGGGCCUACGAGGUUCAGCUGGAGCAGCAGCACUGCAGCAGCAGCAGCAACAGCAGCAGCAACAGCAGCAGCAGCGGCAGCAGCAGCAACAGCAGCAGCAGCAACAGCAGCAGCAGCAGAGUGCUUGUGAAUGGGGUUACUUUUAUUCUAUCAUUGUUGGCCAUCUGCUGCCCUUCCUUUUCUCUUGCUUCUGCUGCUGCAUCUGCUGCUGCUGCUGCACCUGCUGCUGCUGCUGCUGCUGCUGCUGCUGCACCUACAGCCUGCAGGAGCACAGCUUUGAUGCGCUGGGCAGCAGCAGCAGCAGCAGCAGCAGCAGCAGCAGCAGCAAGUGGUGCAACGGCUCUUCGCGCUGUUCGCCUGCCUGCCUCAAUCCCCCUACCCGGCAGCAGCAGCAGCAGCAGCAACAGCAACAGCAACAGCAGCAGCAGCAGCAACAGCAACAAGAGCAGCAGCAGCAGCAGCAGCAUCUCUCAGCGUAGGAGAGUGCAGGCUUAUGCUGCAGCACUUUGUAGCAGGGACGUGGCUGCCUUCAGCAGCAGCAGCAGCAGCAGCAGCAGCAGCAGCAGCAACAGCAACUACAACGGCUGCAAGAAGAACAGAACCCGCAGGACCACCACACAGCAACUACAACGGCUGCAAGAAGAACAGAACCCGCAGGACCACCACCACCACCACGAGCAGCAGCAGCAGCAGCAGCAGCAACAGCAGCAGCAGCAACAGCAGCAGCAGCAGCAACAGCAGCAACAGCAGCAGCAGCAGCAGCAGCAACAGCCGAUCGUUGUUGCAGCAGCAAAAGUUCAUCAGACUGCAGCACAGCUGCAUAAAAAAAACUGUCCCCACUAUUCAAACCAGCAGCAGCAGCAGCAGCAGCAGCAGCAGCAGCAGCAACAGCAGCAGCAGCAGCAGAUAACGGCUCAGUGUACACCUCCAGGCAACUCUGAUGUGGUGGGGGCCCCCACAGGGGCCCCUAGGGACGAGCGUGAGGGUACAGCUGGGGGGCCCCCUAUAGAGCAUGAGGGUACAGCUGGGGGCCCCCCUGUCGGGGGUGAGGGUACAGCUGGGGGCCCCCCUGUCGAGGCGGGAGUAUGGGCCUCAUUCCCCUUUCAGGGUGUUGCUCGCGAGGCGUUGAUAGCUGAGGCUGUAGAAGAGCUAGAAGUGAAUUUCCUUGGGGCCCUCAGGGUGGUGCAUGCGCUGCUGCCGCUGCUGCGGGGAAACACGCUCCCUGCUGCUGCUGCUGCUGCUGCUGCUGCUGCUGCUGCUCCUGCUGCAGAGUCCUCGACUGCAGCAGCAGCAACAGCAGCAGCAGCAGCAGCAGCAGGAGCAGGGAGACCCUCAGACAGUUCUCUAUUGGUAUCACCCAGAGCUGCUGCCCCCGUGUCGUCUGCAGCAACAGCAUCUCCAGCAGCAGCAGCAGCAGCAGCAGCAGAUGCAGCAGCAGCAGCAGCAGCAGCAGCAGCAGCAGCAGCAGCAGCAGCAGCAGCAGCAGCAGCAGAUGCAGCAGCAGCAGCAGCAGCAGCAGCAGCAGCAGCAGCAGCAGGCAGCGGCGGAUUUUUAAAGAACUGUCUCUUUAGUUUGUGUGGUGUCUCCGUUUGUCUCCCUGCCCGCAUCAUCCUUCUCUCUUCUGCUGUUGCUGCUGCUCCCCCCCCAGGCCAGGGGGUGUAUGCAGCAACAAAAGCAGCAGCAGCAGCAGCAGCAGCAGCAAUCCGAGCUGAGCUGCGCUGCCACAAUAUCUGCGUCGUUUGUGUUGCACCGGGAGCAGCAGCUACGGGCCUCUUCUCUAGGAGGCCUUCCAUCUGCAGCAGCAGCAGCAGCAGCAGCAGCAGCAGCAGCAGCAGCAGCAGAAGCAGGGGCCCCCAGGGGGCCCUGCAGCAGCAGGUGCUCGAUGAUCAAUGCGAGCUUUUGCUGCACUUGGCUUCCCCCCCAGGUGUUGCUGCUGCUGCUGUUGCUGCUGCAGUGGCAGCUGUGCUGCCCCCCAGCAGCAUCAGCUGCUGCUGGGACUCUACUGUGUGGCUGCUGCUGCAGCACUGCAGCAGCAGCAUCCGCGAUCUGCUGCUGCUGUCUUUAUUUGCUGCUGCUUGGCCUCACCCUCUACGCCGCCUCAUCAGGGCGGUGGGGGGCCCCCAAGGGGCCCCCAAGGGGGGCCCCCUAGAAGGAGACGGAAAGAAAAACAAUAAGUAA
Eimeria mitis is the source of this 2544-nucleotide messenger RNA. RefSeq lists its product as uncharacterized. NCBI's taxonomy places the organism in Eukaryota, Apicomplexa, Conoidasida, Eucoccidiorida, Eimeriidae. The record is from RefSeq and is a predicted model, not a curated record.